This is a messenger RNA of Erpetoichthys calabaricus (reedfish), 1315 nucleotides long. RefSeq names its product forkhead box I3a (gene foxi3a). The coding region runs from base 40 to 1194 and encodes 384 amino acids. Lineage: Eukaryota; Metazoa; Chordata; Cladistia; Polypteriformes; Polypteridae. The record is from RefSeq and is a predicted model, not a curated record. Gene Ontology annotation, biological process: anatomical structure morphogenesis; cell differentiation; regulation of transcription by RNA polymerase II. The transcript is spliced from 2 exons. Gene Ontology annotation, molecular function: RNA polymerase II cis-regulatory region sequence-specific DNA binding; DNA-binding transcription factor activity, RNA polymerase II-specific.
UCCGCAGAGAACGUACUGGAGAGCGAAGGACCAAGAGGAAUGAGCUCCUACGACCCUCAGGCACAGUCACCCCAUCGGGCCAGUCCUCAGUUUCCAAGCAUUGGCCAGGAGCCCCCCGAGAUGAACCUCUAUGGAGACAACUACUACCACCCCAGCAGCCUGCCGAGCCCUCAGCGCCCUCCAACCUACGAUCUGGGGGAUUACAAUGGAGCCGCCGCCAACCCCUACCUGUGGUUCAACGGCUCGGGCAUCAGCAGCUCACCCUACGCCCCUCCGUCGGGCUCGGCCUCCUUUGUUCCACAGCCCUAUGGGAUGCAACGUCCAUUCCUGCCAGGUGCCCCAGCGGACCUGAGUUGGUUCUCUCUCCCUUCACAAGAGGAUCUCAUGAAGUUGGUUCGCCCGCCCUAUUCCUACUCGGCGCUGAUUGCCAUGGCGAUCCAUGGUGCCCCAGACAAGCGGCUCACCCUCAGCCAGAUCUACCAGUAUGUGGCGGAUAAUUUCCCUUUCUAUAACCGGAGCAAAGCCGGUUGGCAGAAUUCCAUCCGGCACAACCUCUCCCUGAACGACUGCUUUAAGAAGGUGCCACGUGACGAGGAUGACCCAGGGAAGGGCAACUACUGGACGUUAGAUCCAAACUGUGAGAAAAUGUUUGACAACGGAAAUUUCCGAAGGAAGAGAAAGCGAAAGUCGGACUUGAUUCCCAGCGGCGGCGGCAGCAAUGGCAGCGUCCUGAACCCCGAGCGUCCCGACGACGGCUCCUUGGAGAGCGGGAGUCCCCUGAGAGGGUCGUCCCUGGAGGACGGCAGCCCCAAGAGUCACGAGACCCUGCUGGAGACCUCCGAGGAGCACAACUCCAACACGCCCCUCGGCGCCACCUCCGCCUCCCCCUGCCUUGGCAGCUUUCUGUCCAGCAUGACGAGCUUUGUGAACCCCGGCUCCUCUGCGCUGGCCAGGCCUGUGGCCUUAGGACUUGGAGGAGAUCCGUCCCAGAGGGCCGGGCAGGUCGCCGGGGGCUUCAGCCCGUAUUCCCACAACGCUGCCAGCCUCCCAGGUGUCACCGGGACAGAGUGGUCGGCUUCGGCUGCCCCGUCUCUCGGCUACAGCGGCUCAGUUCUGAACCAGUUCAACAGCCAUUUCUAUCCGGGCUUAAGCUCUGGGAGUCUCCUCUACCCGAGGGAAGGAACUGAAGUGUAGAGAAGGGGGGUCCGACGGGGGGACUUUAAACGCCACCCUGACCGCUCUACCUCCGAGGAAACAGGAGAAUGGACAGCCUGGCACUGCCGGCGUGGGAUGGAAGGCAGUGCCGUUGGGACUU